GAGCGAGAGAGAGAGUGAGAGAGCGAGCGAGUGAGAGAGAGUGAGAGAGUGAGAGAUGUUGGGGGUGUGUCUGUCCGUCCUAUUGCUCCUCCCCCUGGCCUCGUCCAUCCCCUCCCCCUCCAGACCUCCCCCAAGACUAUGCAGACGAUGCUGCGACCCCCUGCAGCCCCCAGAAUCCUCUGCUGCACGCCCUGCCAACCACGCCGCCGCCACGCCAGAGGUCCACACCUACAUCAACAUGACCAUACUCAAAGGUGAUAAAGGCGACAGAGGAGAUAAAGGCAUGCCAGGGAAAAACGGUAAAGAAGGUCCCCAUGGUUACCGGGGUCCCAUGGGUCCUCAAGGGACUAAGGGCCAAGUGGGCGCCCCGGGAGAUGCCUGUAAGUCGCAGCACUCCUCCUUCUCUGUAGGGAGACGUAAAUCCCUCCACAGUAUAGACUACUACCAGGCCCUGGUGUUUGACACGGUGUUCGUCAACCUCUACGAGCACUUCAACAUGUUCAAAGGUAAAUUCUACUGCUUCGUCCCAGGUAUCUACUUCUUCAACGUGAACAUUCACACGUGGAACUUCAAGGAGACCUACCUCCACCUGAUGCACAACGACAAGGAGCAGGUGAUCCUGUACGCCCAGCCCAGUGAGAGGUCCAUCAUGCAGAGUCAGAGUGUUAUGAUGGACCUGGCGCUGAACGACGAGGUCUGGGUCAGGCUCUACAAGAGGGAGAGGGAGAACGCCGUCUAUAGUGAUGACGUGGAUGUCUAUAUUACCUUUAAUGGAUACCUGGUUGCGCCUAGUGUCCAGUGAUCAGAGUGGAGGAAGAGGGGGAGGAAACUCUGUGUUGGAUUUUGGUUGUUUUAUCAUGCCUAAAGUUCAGUGAUGAAAAAGGAGGAAAGAAGAGAGGGAACUUGCGCCGGUGUUGGAUUUUAGAUUUUGCUUGUGCCUAUAUUGCCUUCAGUGCUCACCAAAUUCAAAUGGAAUCUGGUUUGAUUUUGGUUGUCCCUUUGCAGUGCCUUCAGUGCUCACCAAAUGGAAACUCUGGGUUGAUUUUGAUUGUUCCUUUGUGGUGCUUUCAGUGCUCACCAAAUGUAAACUCUGUGUUAGAUUUUGUUUGUCCUUCCGUUGUGCCUAAAGCAGCCAAUGAUACAAAUGACCUGCACACACGUUUUCCUCUGCCUUACGAUGUAUUCCUCUCAGGUACUUUGAAUGGGGAGGGUUGUGGGCUGCAUCACUAUGCAGUGUUGUGUAGUCCCAGUCCCAGUGUUGUGUAGUCCUAGUCCCACCAAAAAGACAUAUUUUCAAUGUCUUUUCAGUGUCUUUUCAACAUCUUUUGAUCAUAGGCUGGUUUUGGGACUAGACUUGAAUGGACCCUGCAUUGAACUGUUGCUAUGGUGACCUCGAGGAAAGCUUUAAAAGUGGAAAAGGAGAAAAUGCCAGCCAUAUCAAAUGAAAAUAUAGAGAUUGUUGAGUAAGUAAUGCAAGAUUGUAUUGAUAUAUAUAUUAAUAACUCAGUGUUAUGUGUUUUUAUAGAGAUUUACUUUCAGCUGCAGAGCAGCUUGUAACAUGUAAAUAUUUGUAUAGAUUUUUGUUACCUAAAACGUUUUGUCACUAGCCUGGG
This is a messenger RNA of Salvelinus namaycush (lake trout), 1613 nucleotides long. RefSeq names its product C1q and TNF related 6b (gene c1qtnf6b). NCBI's taxonomy places the organism in Eukaryota, Metazoa, Chordata, Actinopteri, Salmoniformes, Salmonidae. The coding region runs from base 56 to 802 and encodes 248 amino acids. Gene Ontology annotation, molecular function: protein binding. The transcript has 3 exons. The record is from RefSeq and is a predicted model, not a curated record.